Molecule: messenger RNA, 459 nt
Organism: Phytophthora sojae
Lineage: Eukaryota; Oomycota; Peronosporomycetes; Peronosporales; Peronosporaceae
Exons: 2
Coding region: 1-459 (152 amino acids)
Source: RefSeq, a predicted model, not a curated record
AUGGCGGAGCCAACAAAGCGCAAGAAUUUCUCGGACGAGGAGGCUCUGGCCGACGAACUGUAUCGGCAAGAGCAUGGCACGGUCAUGGAGAGGUGGAAUUCCCUCGCGGCGACUUUAGUAGCUUCACCGGACUUCACGAGAAAGAACCUUUCUGGCAAGACGGCCCAGAAUCGGAUGAAUGCGCUGCUAGAAACAAAUGCUCUGAACGAGAGCGCAGGCGAGACAAUCCGCCGUCUAGCCGUGGAGCGACUAAAGCGCCAGCGCGAUGAAGACCAAGACGAUGCUGCAGGCAGUCCGACCAGGGCGAACAAGCUCGCCAAGUUGGUCGACCUUCUCCGUGAUCAGAAGGAAAAAGAGCUCGAAGCGCGCAAACAGCAGUGGGAGCAAGAGCGUUUAGACCGCCAAGCGACGGGAAAGUGCUUUAUGCAGCUACUCGAGAUGCUAGUGAAACGUUCUUAA